Molecule: messenger RNA, 1614 nt
Organism: Bipolaris oryzae ATCC 44560
Lineage: Eukaryota; Fungi; Ascomycota; Dothideomycetes; Pleosporales; Pleosporaceae
Exons: 4
Coding region: 1-1614 (537 amino acids)
Biological process (GO): transmembrane transport; carbohydrate transport
Cellular component (GO): membrane
Molecular function (GO): carbohydrate:proton symporter activity
Source: RefSeq, a predicted model, not a curated record
AUGGCAGAGAAGAACGAGGACAUGGGCGCCGUGACGCACCAGCUCAGUGCAGUCGACGAUGAUCUGCAGCACAAGACCGUCAAGGAGACGAACGUGGCCUCGGUGGCUCUGGCCGCUGCCAUUGAGGCUGAGAAGCCAAAGCUAUGGUCUCCAGGAAUGAUCAAGCUCUACAUGAUCAUGGGCAUUGGAUACCUGGUUUCCACGCUCAACGGUUUCGACAGUUCCUUGAUGGGCUCAAUCAACGCCAUGGAAGGCUACCAAAAAACCUUUGGCCUGACUGGCGAGGGUUCCAGCACCGGUAUCAUCUUCAUCAUCUACAACUUGGGCCAGAUUGCAGCAUUCCCCUUUUGCGGACUUUUGGCCGACGGCUGGGGUCGCCGUAUCUGCAUUUUUGUUGGUUGUGCGCUCGUACUGGUCGGAACUGCCGUCCAAGCAACGGCAAAUGAGAAGGGCCACUUCAUUGCCGGUCGCUUCGUUCUCGGAUUUGGCGCCUCGAUCGCCUCUGCAGCCGGUCCCGCAUACACUGUAGAGCUUGCUCAUCCCGCUUACCGUGGAACUAUGGCCGGCAUGUACAACAACUUUUGGUGGGUUGGCAACAUUCUAGCCGGCUGGACCACGUACGGAACCAACCUGCACAUGGGCGACUCUGCGUGGUGCUGGAGGAUCCCGACCAUUGUCCAAUGUAUUCUGCCCACCAUUGUCAUGGCUCUGAUCAUGUUCUUUCCCGAGACGCCACGAUGGCUCUUGGCAAACGACAGGCGGGAAGAGGCGAUUGCAGUCAUGGCCAAGUACCACGGCAACGGCAACGAGGACUCUCCCAUUGUGCAGCUCCAGCUCCGUGAAAUCACCGAGGAUUUUGCUCAAACAACCAACGAGAAUGCUUGGUGGGAUUUCCGCGAGCUCGUACACACGCGUGCGGCGAGGUACCGAUUGGCAAUGGUAAUUGCCAUGGCUUUCUUUGGUCAAUGGAGCGGAAACAACGUCGUCAGCUACUUUAUGCCUGCCAUGAUUAAAAACGCUGGUAUUACCGAUCCCAACAAGCAGCUUCUUAUCAACGCAAUCAACCCCAUCUUCUCCAUGCUUGCGGCCAUUUACGGUGCGACGCUGCUCGACACGCUUGGCCGCCGAAAGAUGCUCAUGGGCGGCCUCUGGGGUGGUCUCUUCUCCUACAUUCUCCUCACCGCAUUUACCGCAACCGCCAAGCCGGACAAUAAUCUCGCAUACGGCACCAUUGUCUCCAUCUAUCUGUUUGGCAUCUUCUUCGCAUGGGGCUGGACGCCUCUGCAGACGCUCUACUCUGUCGAGUGUCUGGAGAACCGAACUCGCGCCAAGGGUUCUGGCCUCAACUUUCUUUUCCUCAACAUUGCCAUGGUGGUCAACACGUACGGUAUUUCUGUCGGCAUGGAGGCGAUUGGAUGGAAGCUCUAUCUCGUGUACAUUGGAUGGAUUUGCGUCGAGAUUGCCGUCAUUUUCUUCUUCUUUGUCGAGACUGCCGGCAAGACGCUUGAGGAGCUCAAGGAGAUUUUCGAGGCUCCCAACCCCCGCAAUGCCAGUCUCCGUAAGACAAAGGUGGAGAUUGAUUCGAGCGGUCAGGUGCACAACAUCCGAGAGUAG